GCAACGAAAAUCUCCGAACAUCUUCCCACAUUUUCCCGACGUCUAAACCCCCCGGUCUUUAGGCUCUGGAUAGGGGGCGAGGUACAGAGAGACUGUGAGAAGAAGCGUUUAUCUAGGUAUACACGUCCUCUCUCUAUCUCACUCAAUUAUUCCAACAUUUUGAAGAAGGCUCCUUAAGGUUGCGCGGGGACACUGAGCCCGAGCCGCGUGGCAGAGGAACUGUCCGUCAGCUGUGCUUCCUUGCAGUGAUGUCCAUUGCUCACAUGGGAGACAAAGCCAAAAUGACGAUCCUGAGAGCAAUUACAAUGUCAGUUCUGUUGUGUUCAGUUUUCUCUUCAAAGUUGAAAGCUAAAGACAUACCCAGGAUAGCCUUCUUUGGGGAGGAUGUAGAAAUCCUCACUUCCCUGACAAGGAGCACGGAGGUCCUCUUUAAGCCCAGCUUUCUGGUCCUGGGGGGUUCUGAAAAGGUUCUGAUGAAAGAUGGGAACAUCACAGACAACAGGGUCACGCUGAACCACCUGAACCACCUCGUCCUGGAGAAUGUGGGGGAGGAUGACGAGGGAGAGUAUGUGAUCACGAAUGAUGACCCACAUUCUGUGAAACGCAUCAAGCUCAUUGUCAGAGAUUGUUCCAAUGAACAGAAUGUUAAAUACGGCGAAAUUUACAACAUCCCCAUGCAUGACGUCUCUCUACCAAUCAUAUUGGAGUUCAGGCACAGUCCCAACGAGAUUAAUGAUAGUGUUGGCCCAGUGACAGUGCUAUUGAACCAAUCCUUGACUCCUACGGAGGACUACAAGACCCGUCUUAGGGCAUCGGAGCAGAGGGUGAGCUUGCAUGGGGUCACCCGGGCAGACGAGGGCAGUUACACUAUCCUGGAUUCUGAGAUGAAAGUCAAGAAGAAGAUGUGCUUGAAUGUGAAAGAGCACCAGCACUUUGCUCACCUGCCAUACGCUGGGACCUUGAAGAUACACCUGUACCUGAACCGAUCCCUAGUCAAAGUGUUCUACACUCCGGAAUCUGACUCCAAGCGACGACUUGUGCUGGACCAGGGGGAGCUGGUGGUGCCCAUGGAUGCCAGUCUGGAUGGUCGCUUCUUUGUUGAGGGCUCUUUGUGCAUUCUUGAGCACGUCCGCGUCACAGAUAAAGGACUCUUCCAAGUGACUGACCUGGAGGACUUCCCCGUGUCCAACGUAUACCUGACCGUUGACCCCUACAAGCUGCCGUCCCUUUAUGUGGCCAUCAUCUCACUGCUCUCCUUGCUGGCCUUCCUGCUUUGCGUCUGCUUAUUCUCUUGCAUGCUGAAAGUGCAUCGUCGGGCUGAGAAGGCCAAGGCCAUCGCCAAGAUCGCCCAGCACGCCGGCAAGGAGGAGGGCGAGACCUUCCGCCAGGUGGUCCAUGAUGCCUAUGCCCGCUUCACAGAGGAGUCAUCUCUGCAGUCUCAGUGGGACAGCAACACCGACAAAACUGAGGUGGACAUCAAGGGCUUAGAGGUCUCCAAGCCGGGCCAGUACAGGCCCCUCUCUCCAGACAAGAACAACAUGGAGACCAGCGACUCAGGAGUGGAAUUCAACACGGCAGCCUUGCCCCUGGACAGCGACACAGACGGCCUGCCAACAUACACGUCACAGAAGCUCCUCCUGGAUUCUGAGUUGAUGAAUGGCACCGCAGUUCCUGAGGAAAAAAUGAACGGGCAGGCUGAAAUGGACGUGGAUUAUAAGCGAAAAUACAAAAACCUGAAGCGGAAACUGAAAUUUCUCGUUUACGAGCAAGAAUGUUUCCAGGAGGAGUUGAGGAGGGCGCAAAGGAAACUACUCAAGGUGUCCAGAGAUAAGAGCUUUUUGUUAGAUAGACUGUUACAGUAUGAGAGAGUGGACGAAGAUUCGUCUGAUUCUGAGGCCACAGCUUCCUCAGAUAACAGUGAGGGGGAAGGACUGAAGGACAGAGAGCGAGAAGGUGUUAAAAAGAGGAGAGGCAGCCCUGGCAUUCCCCCCCUUGCCUCGUCUUCAUCGCCUCAUCUCUCCCUUCUUUCUCGCCCUGGGAUGAAUCCUCUCCAGCCUGCAGCAUCUACACCCUACCUCAGUACUCUGCCCUUCCCCCCAGAGUAUUUGGCCCCCUCCGCUGAACGAGGGAAGAAAGAGAGAAAGGCAAAGACGACCAAACACAAGAAAGACUCUGCGGGGAAGGCUGUGGGCCCUGCGACUUCUAACUACCCCUCUUCUGCGGCUUCCCCGGCCCCCUCUGGCGCCCCCUUCAGCUGGGUGCCCAGGCAGAUGCUGAGUGGGGAUGCACCAGAGGACGAGGGGGAGAGCGAGGGAGACAGCGACAGGGCUGAGGAGGAGAGGGGCGAGGGAGAGGAGGCCGAGCUGGUCAUCGACAUUCCCAACGAGUGACGGCCCAUAGAGCGCAAGAUUGGAUUAUUUUUAUUUCAUUCCUUUUUAUUGUAAUUGAAUUUAAUACCGAAAAGUUCAAAUAAACCCAUUAUUUCAAAUCA
Molecule: messenger RNA, 2491 nt
Organism: Paramormyrops kingsleyae
Lineage: Eukaryota; Metazoa; Chordata; Actinopteri; Osteoglossiformes; Mormyridae
Gene: ino80e
Product: INO80 complex subunit E
Biological process (GO): chromatin remodeling
Cellular component (GO): nucleus; Ino80 complex
Source: RefSeq, a predicted model, not a curated record